AGAAGAAGAGAGCAGAUGCUGGAGGGGAGGGGGCGGCCCGACUCAGGACAGCUGCUUCUCAUUCUGCUCCCAAUCCUUUUCUUUUCUCUCACUCCGCCUCAGAUGUUGCUCCUCUGCAGAGUCUGCCUCUUCACCAUCAGAUUUAAGAUGAAAAAUAUUUCUGCACUGCUGCUUCUUUGGCUCCUCCUUUCUCCUUCAUCUCCAUCUCCUAUUGCUAAGGAUCCGUCUGCAUGUGCUCAGACUUUCUGUGGAGCAGGCAGGGAGUGUGUUUCCACCGACAGAGGACUACCAGAGUGUCGCUGCUUACAGCGCUGUGAGGAAUCAGAGCACUGGGUGUGUGGCAGCAAUGGCAGGUCAUACAGGAACCACUGUGAGCUGCACAGAGACGCAUGCAUCACCCAGACCAAAUUACACGUGGCCCACAGAGGACAGUGUGUUUGGAAGCAGACAGAUGUCAGCCCCGUCGUGUGUUUCCUGUCUGAACGUGAUCGGCUGAGGGAGCAGGCGAUCCACUGGAUUUACUCAGAGGUGGAGCGAGAUCGUCUGGCCACAAACGCAUCCUCCUCCCCCAGAGAUGUCCUACAAAUGUACUUUCAGAGCUAUGAUGACGGAGAUUCCCUGCUGGAUUCCAAAGAGUUCCUGCGCUUCCUGAGUCAUAAUGAGAGCGCUCUGAAACUCAUUUACUCCAAUAGUCAGGAGACUAACCACCUACUGAGGUCUCUUUGUGUCGAUGCUUUAAUCGAGCUGUCAGAUGAAAACCUAGACUGGAAACUCAGUCUAUCUGAGUUCUUCAACUGUCUGACCCCCACCUACCAACCAACGCAAAGAAAGUGUGCUUUGGAGGAUGAGGUCUUUGAGGAUGGAGCUGAGACUCGGAGGGAAUGCAACAAGUGUGUGUGUGCCUGUGGAAACUGGGUGUGCACUGCCCUGACCUGCGAUGGGGGGCGUCUGGAACAGAAGCAUGAUGAUGAAGGAGAAGAAGAAGCGAUGACGGAGGACGAGUGGACGAGGACAGUGGGUGAACUCAACGCUUUGCAGGAGAUCUCCAUCACUGGCAGCUGAGGAAGCGUCACAGAAACCAGUGAAGCUGUUAAGCGCUGACCUUUUCCCAAACUGGACUUGUUUGGACUCAGAUGGGAUGGAUCUGGUUUGGGAAGGACUUCUUCACCAGACGUUCACAUUUCUACCAUAGGAUUUAGGAUUUCAUAUUUCUAAGAGUGCAGCUUUUGCCUUUUUGUUUAUUAUUAAACUCCUUUACAGUGACUAUCCUGAUAUGUGAUUUUAGCAAUGCCAGUUGGAUAAUAUUGAUCAAGUUUCAGAAGGAGGUUUGGGUGAGAACUCAGAAUAAUUUGAGGGGUAAAUAUCUGCAUAUUCUUGGUUUUUGGUUACUUCUGAAAGUUUCUCCAUGAACCAACUCUGGUUAGGAUUAGGAUUUGUUGAACUUCUGCUGACUCUGUCCCACAUUU
This is a messenger RNA of Cyprinodon tularosa, 1466 nucleotides long. RefSeq names its product follistatin-related protein 1-like. Gene Ontology annotation, biological process: multicellular organism development; cell differentiation; regulation of BMP signaling pathway. NCBI's taxonomy places the organism in Eukaryota, Metazoa, Chordata, Actinopteri, Cyprinodontiformes, Cyprinodontidae. The record is from RefSeq and is a predicted model, not a curated record. Bases 16 to 1062 code for a protein of 348 amino acids. Gene Ontology annotation, molecular function: protein binding. The transcript is spliced from 11 exons.